UUUUGCUGAAAUUAGUAAUCACUACCAGACGCGAAUUUGCCGAGGAAGAUUGCUGUUUUUCGUGCAUCUGUUAAUAAAAUCACAGAAAACAAUGGCCAGCGAGCAAGCCAAGGAAGCCAAAUUGAACGAGAAGAUUAUUGGAGAGUUCCAACAGCUCAGAAAUGAACAACGAAACCUUGUAAACAAUUUAAAUACGCUGGAGAUGGAUUUGAAAGAACACAAAACUGUGAUAGAAACCCUCAAAACAGUGGAUCCAGAGCGCAAAUGUUUUCGACUGAUCGGUGGUGUCUUGGCAGAGCGAACUGUUAAGGAUGUUCUACCGCAGUUAAUUGAAAACAAAGACUUCAUCGAGAAAACAAUCACACGCGUAAACGAAGACCUCACCGCUAAAGGACAACAGAUCAAUAAAUUUAAAGAACAACACAAUAUUAAGAUUCGGGGAGAGCAAAUGUCCAAUGAAACACCAAAGAGUGAAGAGGAAGAGAAAAAAUCGGAAAAUCGAAAUGUUUUAGUGUCGAAUUAAUGAAAUUAGGGGUAACUCUGUGAUGCGGGCAAUCAAUAUGAGGUGCUCUGCCCAGUCAACUAUCGUCCACCGAAUGAUACAGUGGGCGUUCACAAAUAACAAAAAGAUAAAAACUGCAUUUUGAUUCGGUAGUAAGAUGAAGUUCCAUUGCAAAGAUAAGUUUUCUUUCGAUUAAUUGAAACUAAACUUGCUCCCAUCAUAAUUUAAAAAAUGGACGGGAGGAAAUUAAACAUGCAUUGAGUAAAAAUGAACGUGUAUAUUUAAUUAAAAACUUUUAAAUUAAAAAUGUUUUUCAUGAAUAACAAAUAUAAUUUAUAAUCCCUUA
This is a messenger RNA of Rhagoletis pomonella (apple maggot), 848 nucleotides long. RefSeq names its product probable prefoldin subunit 2. Gene Ontology annotation, molecular function: protein folding chaperone. The transcript has 2 exons. The record is from RefSeq and is a predicted model, not a curated record. Lineage: Eukaryota; Metazoa; Arthropoda; Insecta; Diptera; Tephritidae. Gene Ontology annotation, cellular component: cytoplasm; prefoldin complex. Gene Ontology annotation, biological process: protein folding. Bases 92 to 523 code for a protein of 143 amino acids.